UAAAGCAAAAUUAUAUAAUAUGUAUUAUCCGCUCUUUGUUGAGAGAAUGGGAGAGAGGUGGAAUAACUGUUUUCACCAUAGAUUAUUGGCAAUCUCACAAACUAAUACUGGAAAGAAUAUUCUAUAGGCAAACUUUGCUUCCAAUUAAGCUGUAGUUGGUCAUGAACCAAGAAAAUAUUAACCCCCUUUUCUUCCCUCACUUCCUAAAUUUUUUGAAGAACAGACCUCCUUCUUCUUAGCUUAAACUCAGAGCAGGUCAACUGUCCUGGAACUGGAGAGGUGAAUCCUAGAAGGACACCCAUGUGAUCAACUUUCAGCAACCUGGAUGGCACAUGAAAAUUUGGGCUGGUCUGGGAUUCCCUGCUCGGGUUUAGGGACUAGGAACUGAUCUUCCGUCAGUUCCCUCUCUGCCCCACCAGUGAAACAUCACAUAUAUAUAUAUAUGUAUUUAUAAUCUCUUGCUUUUCUUGGUCUCGUCUAUAAAAAGCAGAUCACCUGCUUUGUUCAAGGAUGUGGUAUUAGGCUAGAUAACUGGAACCCAUUUGAAACAUGUGAAAAUGUAUAGCAUUUUCUUCUUUGGGGACAUUUUAACCAUCUUAUUAAAGAAAAGCCAGACUUUCUUUAAGUCUGGAUACUGAGUCGUCAAUUUUUUAAUAUACAAAAUUUUUUUAAAUUUUUAAAUUGAAGAACUUCCCAUGGCGAUCGGGACUAGCUUUUGACAACACACGGUUCAUAGAGGGGAAUCCAUAUUGGAUAAAACUCUAAAAUAAAUGAAUAAAGAAAGGAUGCCUGGGUGGCUCUGUCGGUAAAGCGUCUGCCUUCGGCUCAGGUCAUGAUCCCAGAGUCCUGGGAUCGAGUCCGGCAUCGGACUCCUUGCUCAGCAGGGAGCCGGCUUCUCCCUAUGCCUACCAUUCCCCCCCUGCUUGUGCUCUUUCCCUCUGUAUCUCUCUGUCUUUGACAAAUAAAUAAAUAAAAUCUUUUUAAAAAUUAUUAAAAAAUAAAACAUAAAAUAAAUGAAUAGAGAAAAACAGACUAACAUUAAUUCUAAAACCUCACAGUUUUCCAACUUUUCCAAAAGUAUGACCUGAGAAUAACUGCAGAUGAGCAGAGGACAUUGCUCCUUUUUUGUUCCUGACAAGUGUAGCUGCUAAAAGGCUGUCAGUAUUUUAAUAACAAGACAUCAUUCCCAUUUUAAUAGCUUUAUGUAAAUUUUCAUACCCACUCUGAAGGCCAUGGGGUUUCUGGACCUGUGUCUCGGUUGAUGGUACAUGAAAGACCCUUUUUGCUCUAGCUGCGAAUAAGGCGAAUUUUAUGCAUAGUGGGAGUCAUGAUCUAUGCGUGUUGGUUUGGGGGAGGGGAGCUAUUUUUAAAAAUUCUAUUUCCUGAUAAAAAUCUUAUCAUCUUUGUAGUUGCUGUCAUUCUAGCUAGGUAAGUGUUCUCAGGAGCUGGCUCAUAAUCUCUGUUUUGGGGAUCAGUGGUCUGGGAUGGAAGAUGGGAGUGUUGUUGGAGUAGGAAAGUUGUAAAUUUGGAAUCAUCACAACAAUGGGCUUUUUUUUUUUUUUAAAUGGUCUUUUACUUACCAAUGGGCUUCUUUACAGAAUUAUUUAAAGUCUCAAUUUUUAUUCCCAUUUAAAUGCAGUAAGAAACCUGGCCCUUUAAGAAGUGCAAAGGAAAACAGGUCACUGGGUGGUAAGUUUCUCAACUGAUCACCCUGGCUUCACAUUUGGGGUGUAUUUUGGUUGUCUUGCGCCUGAAAUCUUCAGUGCUCCUCAGGUUGUGGUGGCAUUUGCAUCAUGAUGCUAUUGUGGGUCCUCUGUGGAUGGAAGCCCGGUCUGCAGACACCUGCGGGAGGAAACCACAGAUGACUUCUGCCAGGAUCUAAUUCUCCCCCAUACUCCUGGCAAAUUAAAGCCGCGUUUAGCAGCAUGGUUCCAGGGCACUGGCAGGGCAAGGGUUGGCUCAUUCUCUUACAGACACAGUGUAGCUGGAUGCACUCAUACAUGAAAAAUGAUCUGAGUGCUGUGGGUGGGGCCCUCGAGCUCGGGAGGUGAAGCUGGAGGAGGAGAGAGCAAAUCUGCUUCUAAGCUCAGGAGGGCAUGGGGAGCGGGCAGGAAGCUGGAGCACACGCUGGCAUGGCUCACAUUUUUGUUGAUAGCUAAUAGCCUAGAACUUUAAAGAACUGAAUGGAGAAGGGAAAUGAAGCACAACAAACUUUGGAGCCUGUCCUGGGCAAGCGGCUGUGAGACACAGUGGAGCGCGCUCACGAGAUCAGCUCAGAAGCAGUUACCUGGCUGAGCAGUGCUGGAAUGGCGGCUUUAUCUACCUGAUCAUGCUGCGCCGCUUCAAGCACAAAGUCCAUUCUCCUUAUAAUGGCAACAGUAGCAACAGCUCUGAACCAGGAGAGACACCUUCCUUGGAGCUGGGUGACCAAACUGUGAAAAAGGGGAAACGAGCAAGAAAGUUUGGGGUCAUUUCCAGGCCUUCUACCCAGAAGGCCACUGAAGAACCCAAGAGCAGCCCUGGCUGUGAGUUUGACAAUGACCCCAUCUCUGAGCUGGACAAUGGCCCAGACCCUGAACUUGGAAAUGGUCAUGCUUUUGAGCUAGAAAAUGGCUCAGAAUCUCUCAAGGAGCUGGCCGGAUCCCAUCUAGACAGUUCAGAAGCAGACAGAGGGACAGAGCAUAGCAUUCCAAAGACAGAUGCUUCUCUACCCACAAGCAAUGACAAACGCCGCUUCUCAAAAUCUGGGAAGACAGACUUCCAAUCAAGUGACUGCCUGGCACGGGAGGAAGUUGGCCGGAUAUGGAAGAUGGAGCUGCUUAAAGAAUCGGAUGGGCUGGGAAUUCAGGUUAGUGGAGGCCGAGGAUCAAAGCGCUCACCUCACGCUAUCGUUGUCACUCAAGUGAAGGAAGGAGGUGCCGCUCACAGGGAUGGCAGGCUGUCCUUAGGAGAUGAGCUGCUGGUAAUCAAUGGUCACUUAUUGGUGGGGCUCUCCCAUGAGGAAGCUGUGGCCAUUCUCCGCUCCGCCACUGGAAUGGUUCAGCUGGUAGUAGCCAGCAAGGAAAACUCUGCCGAGGACCUCCUGAGAUUAACAUCUAAGAGUUUGCCUGAUCUGACCAGUUCAGUAGAGGACGUGUCCUCUUGGACCGACAACGAAGACCAGGAGCCAGACGGGGAAGAAGACGAAGGACCCAGCUCGUCUUCUGUCCGGGGAACAAUGCCUGCGUCAGAUGAGCCCCAAGAUUCCGGUGGCCCCGAGGAAUCCAAGGGAAACCUGGAAAGUCCCAAACAGGGCAGCAGUAAAAUGAAGCUCAAGAGUCGUCUUUCAGGGGGUAUACACCGGCUAGAGUCUGUUGAAGAAUAUAAUGAGCUAAUGGUGCGAAAUGGGGACCCCCGGGCCAGGAUGUUGGAAGUCUCCCGAGAUGGCCGAAAGCACUCUCUUCCCCAGCUACUGGACUCCACCAGAGCAUCACAGGAAUACCAGAUUGUAAAGAAGUCCACGCGCUCCCUAAGCGCCACUCAGGUGGAAUCUCCUUGGAGACUCAUUCGGCCAUCGGUCAUCUCGAUCAUCGGGCUGUACAAGGAAAAAGGCAAGGGCCUUGGCUUUAGCAUUGCUGGAGGUCGAGACUGCAUUCGAGGACAGAUGGGGAUUUUUGUCAAGACCAUUUUCCCAAAUGGAUCAGCUGCAGAGGAUGGAAGACUUAAAGAAGGGGAUGAAAUCCUUGAUGUAAAUGGAAUACCAAUAAAGGGCUUGACGUUCCAAGAAGCCAUUCAUACCUUUAAGCAAAUCCGGAGUGGAUUAUUUGUCUUAACGGUACGCACAAAGUUACUGAGCCCAAGCCUCACGCCCUGCUCAACACCCACACACAUGAGCAGAUCCAGCUCCCCAAACUUCAACACCAGUGGGGGCAGCUCAGCGGCAGGCUCUGAUGAAGGCAGUUCUUCGUCCCUGGGUCGGAAGGCCCCUGGGCCCAAGGACAGGAUUGUCAUGGAAGUGACACUCAACAAAGAGCCAAGAGUUGGAUUAGGCAUCGGUGCCUGCUGCCUGGCUCUGGAGAACAGCCCUCCAGGGAUCUACAUUCACAGCCUGGCCCCAGGCUCAGUGGCCAAGAUGGAGAGCAAUCUGAGCCGCGGAGAUCAAAUCCUGGAAGUGAACUCGGUCAACGUCCGCCAUGCUGCUUUAAGCAAGGUCCAUACCAUCCUGAGCAAAUGCCCCCCAGGACCUGUGCGCCUUGUCAUCGGCCGGCACCCUAACCCAAAGGUUUCCGAGCAGGAAAUGGACGCAGUGAUCGCACGCAGCACUUAUCAGGAGAGCAAAGAGGCCAGCUCCUCUCCAGGCUUAGGUACCCCCUUGAAGAGUCCCUCUCUUGCAAAAAAGGACGCCCUGAUUUCUGAACCCGAAGCCUCCCAGGACUUGGCCCACGGUGUCCCAGGCUCCCUGCCAGACCUCAUGGUGGCCGGCUCUGAGGACGAGGACUCCCCAGGCAGCAGCCGCAGCACCUCCGAGGACGGUGGCCUGCCAGCUAGCACCUCUACUCACAAGGAGCCAGGAAAACCCAGGGCCAACAGCCUCGUGACGCUAGGAAGCCAGCGGGCCUCUGGGCUCCUCCACAAGCAGGUGACGGUUGCCAGACAAGCCAGUCUCCCUGGGAGCCCGCAGCUCCUCCGGACCCCACUCCUCCGCCAGAGGAGGGUGGGGUGCUACAACACAGACGAUGCCACCGACGAGGGGGAGUUUGACGGGGAAGGGGACUGCAUUUCCCUCCCGGGGACCCUCCCCGGUCCCAGCAGGCCUCUGGCGGAGGACGACUCGAGGCACGUCCUGAUGACCUCUCCCAAGGUCAUGGGUAUCAACAGCCGGGGGGCACAGCCCCAGAAAACCAUGGUCAGCAAGGCCUCAGUGCCUCUCCUCCGCAGCUCACGGGACUCAGAGGAGAGUGUCGCAGAGGGUGUGGGGGACACUCCUCCCCAUGCAGCCAACCUGCUGGCCUCUGCAGCAGCCCCCAAGGGUGGCCCUGGCUGCUCGGGGAGGAAGGAACUAUCAGGAUCGAGGAGUUCGCCCAAACUGGAAUACAAAGCCGACAUGGGCAGCCCGAGUCUGGGCAACACAGAGACCCCCAGGUCCGCCCAGCAGAAGAAUGACAGCCUGGGGUCCAGGCACAAACCAGUGGCCAGGGUCAGCCCACACCACAGAAGGCCCGAGGCUGAUGCCAGGCCCAGCGACUCAGCGACAGUACACCCGACCGACGGAGUCGACGACCCGUGUGUCCAGGCCACUUCCGUCGAAGAGACCAGGACUGGUGUUCAUCCAGGGGGAGCUGUGGAGAAGGAACCUCUGGGGAAGCAGACCAUCAGUGAUGGGCGUGUCCCUGCCAACUGGGGGCCUGCCGGUGCCCCGCCCCACCCAGAUGCUGGCCGCGGCACUGAGAACCUGCUCGAAGCUGCACCAGAGCAGGGGCAACAACCCGGGACAGGACUGGAUGGCCCCCCAGACCUCGUCCCUACUCCAGGGCAGAAGGGGGCAGCUCACCCUGACCCCAGCGAGACAUCAGUGGACACACAGCAAGCCAGGCGGCCUGAGGACCCCGGAGAGCCAGUGUCACCUAGGGUUCCGGAGUCUGAGGACAGAUGUCAAGUCAGACUCGCCCCAGAGCACAGCUCACCCCCCGGGAAGAUGACAGCGGCUCGGCAUGACUUCGGCAACACUCCAGCAGCCCCAGAAGCCAACUCGCCCAGGAAGGCAGCGCCCCACAGGGGAGGACCUGAGGCAGACGGAGCGUCUCCAGCUAGUACCGUCCUGUCCCGAGACCUCACGUCCCAGGAGGAGAGACCGAGAGUUCCCGGUAACCACAGCAAGACUCUGCAAACGGGAGUCCUCGUUCCUGAAAACUCCCAGGGCUCUGCUCUGCUCAAGGCAACAGACUCUGGGUCUGAGAGGGCCCCGCAGGCCAGCCCUACCCUGCCGUCCCCUGCUGACAAGGCUGACGGGGUGUGCGGCAGUGUCUCGGGCCACUGCUGCCCCAGAGAAAGUGGGGGCAGUCCCGUAACUGACAUCGACAGACUCAUCAAGGAGCUGGAUGCUUCAGAACCAGGACUUCAGUCUCCUCAGAAAGGGGACCGGCUGAGUCAAGAGGGACAUUCUCAGGGCCAGCCUCCAGCAGGAACUGGAAGCGGAAGUUCCCACGCUGCUGAGCCAGUCAUGGGGAACCAGACCCCCACCCCGAGGAGGGCCUGGGCAGCUGCUGGCCAGCCCCCUCACCCACAGUGGGCCUCCCAGCCUUCGGUUUUGGAUUCCAUUAAUCCUGACAAACAUUUUACUGUGAACAAAAACUUUUUGAGCAACUACUCUAGAAAUUUCAGCAAUUUUCACGAAGACAGCAUGUCCCUGUCGGGCCUAGGUGACAGCACAGAGCCAUCUCUCUCAUCCAUGUAUGGUGAUGCGGAGGACUCGUCUUCUGACCCUGAAUCACUCACCGAAGCCCCACGAGCUUCCACUGGGGACAACUGGUCACCUCCUUGUUCUCAGGGGUCUUCUCACAAGGAAGACACUACGGAGUCUGAGGAGGAGCAAAUCGAGAUUUGUUCUACAGAUGGCUCCCCCAACCCCCCCUCAACCACUGCUCAGGCACCUGUCCAGGCUGCAACCUGCCCUGUGUUGGCCAAAGUUCUGCCAUUAAAGCACAGUGCUCUGAGUCAAGUGGUGGGAAAUCCAUGUGAGAGAGCGUCCUUUGUGCCAAGCACCUCAUGCCCUUCAAUUCCAAACUCUUCCCAGCCAUUUUCUCUCCCGGAUAUAAGCUCUCGGGAGCAUGAACUUGAUGCAGACAGAAGGAUAUUACAGAACCCCAGGCCCCCCUGUGUAGAAGAAACCAUGGAAGCCGCCAGCACCAGCUCAGCCGUGGAGAACGGCCAGCCUCCUAAAGGCGCCAGGCAUUUUCACAACCUCCCGGUCACUCUCAGCAAUCUGAACAUGGUAAAUGGUUUAGAACAUGACCUGCUGGGUGACAAAACCCCAAAUAAAAAACAAGAGACAAAUGUCAAUGAAGCUGAAAACCGGUCCGCCUUCAGUGUGAAUGUCCCUAAGAAUGGAGAAUCCGUUUUGACGAAUCUGCACAUCUCCAAAAGUCAAGACAUGGAUGACGUGCUCCAGAAACCAAAAAUGAUCUCCAGGAGGCCCAUCAUGGCCUGGUUUAAAGAAAUAAAUAAAAAUAACCAUGGUAUGCAUGCACAGGGCAAAACUGAAAGGGAGCAGCCCGUGGUGCCCGCCAGAAGCCCUGACUCCAAAAGUCAGGGGUUAAGUUCCAGCCACAAAAAGGGGGUUGCUGGGCUUCAGAGCCCCCCUCAGCCAAAAGUGAGUCUGGAAAAUAAAGACCCACCUAAAAAAGGUUCAGUGGAAACACUUUUAAAUAACUGUCAGAAACCCAAAUCCGGUCCUAAGCUGAAGAGACUGAGCAUCAAAAGCAAAAGCAAAGUCACUUCGGAGGCCCCUGCUGCUCCUAUGGCCAAGGCUGGUGGGAUGGACCCCAGGAAACCCCUCAUUUCACCCCAGACCUCCCACAGAAUGCUUCCUAAGGGCGCGGCCCCCCGGUUCCACACAGCCGAGCACGAGGAGCCGGACAAGAACGCCCCAGCCCCCCCCAUGCCCCCCCAGUGCGUGCUGGAGAGCCGGCCGCCAAAGCCCCCCACGUCCGAGGCGAGCAUCACAGCCUUCGUUUCACCCCACGCCUCCCCCAAGACUCUUCCGGAGCAAGGUGCGGGCCAUCGAUCCCAGGCGGCUUUCCACGCAGAGCCCGACAGAGCCCGCGCGGCCGCCGCCGCCUCUCCCCGCGGUGGACCAGAGAGCAGGGCGCCCCCUGCGGCCUCGGGGGGCAGCGCGUCCAGGGCCACAAACGGGCAGGAGGUGCCCCCUCCCGGGUCCAGCCAGCCGGAUCCAGCGCCAGAGGCCACCCAACCAGGGGUGACUGGUGACAAAGGAAGCGAAGUAAUUGCUGGCGAUCCCCUAGAAAGAACCAACCAGCUGAAAAUAAUUGAAAUUUCUUGUGAAAGAAUGCCAAAGGAUGCCUGCGGUGACAAGCCGGCCGAGAGUGGCAGACUAGGAGGGUUCUGGGUCCAGAGCAACUGUCAGGAGAAGACUGAAAUCAGACCCUGUCACCAGUCACUGGAGCCGUCCCCAAAUCCUCCGUCGUUGCUCCCAUCUCGUGCCUCCCAGGUGGGGCAGGAAACCCAGCGAUCUUCCAGGAUGGCAAAACUGGCCUCUUCCUCCUCCUCCCCACAACUGCCUGCUAAAAAGGCAGAUUCCUCCCAGGGGAAGGCGAGCCAGGCGUCAGGCUCCCUAGGGAUGCCCAGGAAUGGCACAGCAGGGGACCCAGCGCUAGAUGACCAUCUGUACUUCACGCCAAGGCCAGCCACCAGGACCUACUCCAUGCCCGCCCAGUUUUCAAGCCACUUUGGCCGGGAGGGCCAUGCCCUGCACAGCCCAGGUCGCUCUCAUCGGGACAGCCAGAUCCCUGCAACGAGUGGGGGCCUCCUUGAGGCCAAGGCCUCCAGAGGCAGUGUCCUUGGCCUGGCUAACGGACAGGGUGUGUAUAGCGUAAAGCCCCUUCUGGAGACAUCGAGGAACCUUCCGACCACAGACGAAGGGGAUGUCCUUUUGGUGCAAGAAAGGAGCUGCCUAGUCACAGACAAAAUCAAAGUCACCAGAAGACAUUACUACCCUGAGCAGAACUAUGAAUCUACCUCAUUUUUCUCUGUGAAGCAGAGGAUCAAGUCUUUCGAGAACCUGGCCAAUUCUGACCGGCUGGUGGCCAAGUCUGGGGCGUCCCCCUUUUUGUCAGUAAGCUCCAAGCCUCCCAUUGGGAGACGGUCGUCUGGCAGCAUUGUCUCCGGGAGCCUCAGCCACCCUGCUGACCCCACAGCGAGGUCACUGAGACGCAGCCUGAGCUCCUGCAGCGAAAGCCAAAGUGAAGCCAGCACGCUCCCCCCCCAAAUGACCAAGUCCCCGUCCAGCACGACGCUGACGGUCUCCCGGCAGAACCCGGCGGGAGCCAGUAGCAAGGGCCCUGACUCAGCCCCAAAGAAACCACUUGGUCCUUCUGGAAGUCCCACCCCAGCUGCGGCUGCAACCUCUCCCAGCAAGAGGAACAAGUCCUCGGUGCGCCACAGCCAGCCCUCGCCCUUACCCCGCUCCAAGCUCCAGGAGCUGCGAGCCUUGAGCAUGCCCGACCUUGACAAGCUCUGCAGUGAGGAUUUCGCAGCAGGGCCUGCCGCCGUGCUCUUCAAAACGGAGCUGGAAAUCGUCCCCAGGAGGUCGCUUGGCUCUCCUGCUGCAGGCCUCAGUGGGUCCACUGCCCUUUCAUGCCCCAUGAAGCGAGGGGACUGGGCCUGUCCAGGAGGAAGCAGCCCUAAAGCCAGUGAGCCUGGGGCACCCAGUUCAGCCCAUCAUGUGGGUGAAACCCCCCAGGAUCUGCCUUCUGGAAAAGGCUGGUCGGUUAACUUGGAUCAGCUUCUCAUCUCAGCAGGGGACCAGCGAAGACUGCAGUCUGUUUUAUCAUCAGUGGGGUCCAAAUCGACCGUCCUAACUCUCAUUCAGGAAGCGAAAGCACAAUCAGAGAAUAAAGAAGAUGUUUGCUUCAUCGUCUUGAAUAAAAAAGAAGGCUCAGGUCUGGGAUUCACUGUGGCAGGAGGGACAGACGUGGAGCCGAAACCAGUUGUGGUGCACAGGGUGUGUUCUCAGGGGGCUGCUUCUCAGGAAGGGACUGUGAACCGAGGGGAUGUCCUUCUGUCCGUCAAUGGCGCCUCGCUGGCUGGCUUAGUCCAUGGGGAUGUCCUCAAGAUUCUGCACCAGGCACAGCUGCACAGAGAUGUGCUCGUGGUCAUCAGGAAAGGGAACGAUCGGCCCAGAGCCUCCAGUGGGCAGGAAGCCAGUGGGAAGGGCGCGCUCUCCAGGAAGGCCAGCCCGCUGGAGCCCAGUGUAGGGAGAAGCGUACCUUCACAUGAUGCGCUGUGUGUCGAAGUGCUGAAGACCUCUGCUGGGCUGGGCUUGAGUCUGGAUGGAGGAAAAUCCUCUAUGGCUGGAGAUGGGCCCCUGUUCGUUAAAAGAGUAUACAAAGGUGGUGCAGCUGAACAAGCUGGAACAAUAGAAGCUGGAGAUGAAAUUCUUGCCAUUAAUGGGAAACCCCUGGUGGGGCUCAUGCACUUUGAUGCCUGGAAUAUUAUGAAGUCUGUCCCAGAGGGACCCGUGCAGCUGGUAAUUAGGAAGCACAGGAAUCCUUCCUACAACAGGCACCGGGAGUGACACUCACUAGUGGUGCUGGUUACAUUUUUUAACAAGAAUCUCCUUUUCUCAGUUCCCUUACUUUAGCAAAUCAGAAUAACUUCUUUAAACAGUGGGUUCCUAAACAGUAUAGGCAAGGACUAUAAAAAUCUCCAGGUUUUUACUCCUAAAAGAAGAGCUGACCUCUGUGUGCGACGGUGAUGACCUCUGGAAGCCUGCUCCCCGGACCACGAGGCCAGGAGGGAUGCUUUUGCUCCGGUGCCUGUCCCCUGCCUUUUAGGUUCCCUGAUGGGGAUACAAGAUGUGGCAUGUCCUUCUCCAUUCGAAACACCAACUUAAGACCUUCGCAUCCCUCCCCUCCUUGCUCACCAUACCCAAUCCUGGCAGUGAGGGAGCUAACCCGGUCUGAGGGGCAACACCAAUGUCACAAGUGAAGGACUACAGUUUUAUAUAGUUUUGUAAGUAAAUAAGAGAACGCUUUUAGGCACAUUCAGUGGAAGGAACUGUAGGUCUGUACGUUAUGGUGAAAAGAAAGUGAGACUUAAAAAAAAAAAAGAAAGAAAAAAUCAGUUAUGACCUAACAGUUAAGCUGAGCUCAGGAAUUAUCCAAAAAUGACAAAGCAAAAUAACAAAGUGGUAUUUUUUAAUGAGUGUAAUGUGCAAUGUAUGGCUGCAGAGUUCAACUCAGUGGAUUACGGAUCAUCAUGAAGUGCUGAUCGUGAUCUGAAAGUGUAAGUCGUAAGGCUAUUUUACAGAAAUGCCGUUCUGAUAAACCAUACUAAAUAGCCAUGAACUUUGCUGCUUAGAAUGAGCAGCAAGUUCCAGCUCCGAAAGCACCUUGCAUCUAAGUCGGAACUGGUCUUGAAUAAGUGCUGGAAUUCAAGACCAGUCAACACAGGAGUGGGCAGAAAUACUACAGUCACUGGGUUUCCAUUUCUAUAUUUUACACACUCCAAACACUAAUUUAAGCUAAAUUUUUAGAAAUCUUUUUAGCAUCCUUGGAUUUAUAAACAUAGGCAUUACAUUUACAACCCCAAGGGCGGAGCUUAAAAAUAAUCCUUUUAGGGGUCUUUGGGGAGGGUUGGUUGGGUCUUCCCCUUGCCCAACAAGCAUAAGAAUAGCCCCUUUCUGAGCACUGGCCCGCUCUUCCUGACCUGGGUGUAAGGACGCCUCUGCAGUGACGGACGUGUUUGCUGCUUUUGUUUUCCUGUUCUGCAAACUCUUCCUUAGGCCAAAACUAUUUCCGUGCCGAAGACUGCCGUGCCUCACACUGCCCGUGAAACUCGUCCCGGCUGCUCUCCUGUCAAAGCAUGACUUCUUCCCAGUAGCUGCUCCCAGUCCCAAAACUGGCUUUUCUCCUCCGUACUGGCACCUUCUUUUCUUAAAUUCCAAACCUCCAUCAGCUUCAUUUACCAAAAUGAAAGAAGACAACAAUGGGGAGUGCGGGUGAGUCACUCUUUCAAGGUAAAGAAGCAGAACUGUGUCGCACAACCCAGAUCCGAGGGGGAAGCAGACCAGCUGCUCGAGUCCUGGGAAUACGGGUGAGGACGCCAAACCUGCGUGCAUGAGGAUGCCCAGGUUUUAUGUUGGACGCUUCUUUCAAUAACCUACAGCCUGGGUCUAUGGCUUAGAGAAAAGAACUGAGGUCACUGUACACCCCCCGCCCCAAUCAUGGAGAUGCUUGAGCUGUCACCUUUGUACAUCGUUCUUCCGAGUGACUCAUCCCUUACAGAAAACCUCCAUAGAGUUGGCCCACAGGGGUCUCUCAGAUGAGAAUGAAGUAUCUGGCUGGUGUGAGCCCAGAUUUCUCUUUUUUUUUUUUUAACAGGUUAUACAAAAGAGAAUGUGGUACAAAAGUUAGCUAGAAAGACCUGAUUAAUUUAGCUUCUACUUUUCACUACACUUCCAGGUAGGAUACUAUAGGCAGUCAGUGCAAGGUGCAUGCUAGAUUGUUUUUAAGUUUCUGGGGUCAGUUGUGUGGUUUCUGCUUUCCUGCCUAAAUGGUAAGAGAAUAUUUGCCUCCCCUCUUCCAGCUGUGCCUCCUAGUAAGAAAUUCACAGUCCUAUGUGAACAGACCGGAAUUUCUAGAGCAAUUUGGAGCAAUGCAACGUCUCUCAUCAUCGUAUCUGGAGAGUGCAAGGGUAGACCUUUCACUCUACUAGCCUAAAGUAGGCUGAAGUCAUCAUUUCUAGUAGAUCUUGCCAGAAGGGUUUCCCUGGCCAACAGCUGGAACUUAAGGGAGAAAGCAAAAGGCUAAACUAUCUCUGACCCUAAGACAGAAAGCUACUUAUUUGUCUUCAAUGUUCAAGGCAUGGCUAGUAUUUCUAAUUAGUCUAAUUCCCACACUUCCUGAAGUGAGCACUAAUGGUAAUUAUAUUAUCCUACUAAAAAAUUUCAUUGUUUUGGUUUUCUAAUUCAUCAGUCAUCCACAAUAAGCUAUGAGGGUAAAUACGUGUUAUAACAAGUAAACUGUAGUUGCAAGGAUAUUCUGUGAAGGUUGAAAUAGGUUGGGUUGCAUUUCUGUCCUCCAAAACACAUCUCAUUUAAUUUUAUGGUUGACUUAAUUGGCACCACACCUGUUGUAUGAUAUUCUACAUUAUCCUUUAUUUAUGUAAAAUAAAAUGCCUUAUAUAUUAUUGAAGAGUUAAGUGCAAUAAUAUGAAAUAGCCUGUACAUUUUUAAAAUGUUGUCGCCAAGUUAUGUAAAUCCACAUCUCUGUAAACAACCUUUUUUAAGUAAUUUUAAAAAAAUAAACACGGCUUACUACUUGU
Molecule: messenger RNA, 13041 nt
Organism: Mirounga angustirostris (Northern elephant seal)
Lineage: Eukaryota; Metazoa; Chordata; Mammalia; Carnivora; Phocidae
Gene: PDZD2
Product: PDZ domain containing 2
Exons: 24
Coding region: 2330-10291 (2653 amino acids)
Molecular function (GO): protein binding
Source: RefSeq, a predicted model, not a curated record